UGCGCGCACUCGGACCUUUUCUUGUCCUAAACUAAUCCUUUUCUCAUUAGUUCUGAUCGGUCUGUCUGUCGGCAGACUGCAGCCAUGCGAGUCCCUGUUUAACCCAGACUGACCGUCACCAGCAGAAGGAAGAUGGACAGAGGAGAUAAAGUAAUACCGUCGCAUCCCUGACAUAGGUGUUGGUGAGAUCACACGAUCAUCACGAUGGCUCUCACCAGCACCACUAUAACAUCAUGGAAGCUGCAGGAGAUCGUGGCUCACUCCAGCAAUGUGUCUUCACUGGUGUUGGGGAAAUCGUCUGGUCGUUUGCUGGCCACUGGCGGCGAGGACUGCAGAGUCAAUAUCUGGGCUGUCAGCAAACCAAACUGCAUUAUGAGUCUGACAGGCCACACCAGCCCUGUGGAGUGUAUCCAGUUCAACAGUUCUGAAGAGCGUGUGGUGGCCGGUUCUCAGUCCGGCUCUCUCCGGCUUUGGGAUUUGGAGGCUGCUAAAAUUCUGCGCACUUUGAUGGGGCACAAAGCCAGUAUCUGCAGUCUGGACUUCCACCCCAUGGGAGAAUACCUGGCGUCUGGCUCUGUGGAUAGCAAUAUUAAGUUGUGGGAUGUGAGAAGGAAAGGAUGUGUAUUCAGAUAUAAGGGUCACACUCAGGCUGUGCGCUGUCUAGCCUUCAGUCCUGAUGGGAAAUGGCUUGCUUCAGCCAGUGAUGACAGCACAGUAAAGCUGUGGGAUCUGAUAGCAGGCAAGAUGAUCACUGAAUUCCCUCUCCCUCUCGUCCUGUGGUUAUACUGUACAUCAGUGACCUCUCCCUCUCGUCCUGUGGUUACGGCCACCAAAUCUAAACCUUCUACAGGAAUCAUCCUCUCGACACGUAACGAGCCAAUUGGCCUCACUGCAGGGGACUUCCUUUCUCAUGCACGGAACGCCAAAGCCGGUGUGAUGGGAGAUGAUGAGGCAUUAGCACAGAUCCGGAAAGGCCAUGACACCAUGUGCGUAAUGCUGACCAGUCGAUAUAAAAACCUGGACACAGUACGCUCCGUCUGGGCCAGUGGAGAUGUCAAGACUUCGCUGGAUUCAGCUGUAUCUAUGAAUGAUCUUUCUAUUGUGGUGGACAUCCUUAACAUAAUCAACCUCAAACCAUCACUGUGGAAAUUGGACCUCUGCACAUCCAUCUUGCCACAGAUUGAGGAAUUGCUGCAGAGCAAAUAUGAAAGUUAUGUACAGACUGGUUGUAUGGCUUUAAAACUGAUUCUGAAGCGUUUCUGGCCAUUAAUCUCGGACACGUUGACUGCUCCUCCAUCAGUAGGAGUGGACAUUACUCGAGAGGAGAGGCAUCAGAAAUGUAAAGCAUGCUAUAAGCAGCUGAAGAACCUCAGUAAUGUAGUGAAGAACCGGGCAGAGCAGGUUGGUCGUCAUGGCAGCACUUUCAAAGAGCUACAACUACUUAUGGCCCCAUUGGACUACUGAGACACACACACACACACACACACUCCUCAAUCUCCAAACGCGAAGCUCAGUCAAAAGAGUCCAUAAUGAGGCAAAGUACUGAGCUUCAUGACUGAACCUGAGUGGACUUUUCACUUGGCACUUAAAUAAAUGUGUGCUCACACAAGCACACUUUGGAGUGAAGUAUUUAUGUAGGCUUCAGGUGGUUAUUUUCCUAGUGAAUACAUUUGGAUUUCUUUGUUUUCAUUUCUUUGAAAUGCACUACUUGUUUUUUGUAAACACUUGUCAACAAUAAAGGAGAACUUUCAUAUGAAAGAAAUUCCCAAAAAUA
Messenger RNA from Sinocyclocheilus grahami, 1774 nucleotides. RefSeq names its product katanin p80 WD40 repeat-containing subunit B1-like. The coding region runs from base 205 to 1464 and encodes 419 amino acids. Gene Ontology annotation, molecular function: microtubule binding. The transcript is spliced from 14 exons. Gene Ontology annotation, biological process: microtubule depolymerization. NCBI's taxonomy places the organism in Eukaryota, Metazoa, Chordata, Actinopteri, Cypriniformes, Cyprinidae. The record is from RefSeq and is a predicted model, not a curated record. Gene Ontology annotation, cellular component: katanin complex.